GAAGUUUGACAGUAGUAGCUAAGAAUACUAUUUGUAAACAUUCUGCAGUAAUUUCAUGCGUUUCCGUAAUCCAUUUGGAAUUAUUUCGUCUUAUCCAUGGAAUACGCCGCCUAGCAAGUAGAAUCCAGUGUACUUUCGUAGAAUGUCCGAAGGAAAACAUGUCCCCGGACAGGAAAAUGUCGCUGUAAAAUUAGCAUCCAGCACCAGCGGCAGGAGGAGCAACAAAACCAAACCCCAUUCCGGUGCGGCUCCAACAUCGUCUUCGGCAGACCAGAAACCGCAAACCGGAGGAAGGAAAUUCAGUGACCGGCACAUCGUAAAGAAACGCGUCCUGCCGAAGUAUUACACACGGGAAAACGACAUCUACGUGACCGUCAAGUCGGAUUUUACGUUUCAAUACAAAAGGUGCUUGGAUAUCUUGAAUUCUGCCUUGGGAGAAGCAUUUUUGCACUGUACUGGAAGGGCCAUCAAUCAAGGAAUCAAUCUCGCGCUCAAGAUAAAGGCAAAAUAUCCAGAAGCAUUCGACUACGAGGUCAAUACUUCUACGAUAACGGUUACAGACGAUCUUCAUCCUCUGAAGGACGACGAUGAUUUCAGCGAACAACGCCGCAUGAACUCGUGUCUGCACAUCCGUCUGUACCGUACGAUCCAACUCAAGCCAACCAACUCAGCCGCCUAAAGCAAGUUCCACCAUUGGAACCGCCCAUUUCAUCCCAAUUUCUCGUUCAUAAAUAUCUUAUAAUUGCCGUCAAGAUAGCCCCCUCACGGAGAAAAAUGUCCGACGAGGUCGAGAUCAAAACCUACUUCAAGCUGGUGGACGUGGUCAAGUGGAUCGGGAUAACGCAGUUCGAAAUCCUGGUCAAUUUGUUGGCCUUUCUGGUGUUCAGUAUAAUACUAACGGUGAAGGCCACGAUGGGGACGCUUCCGACCAAGACCACGGGCACCACCGAAUGGUUGAUCAUAUUUUCGCCACUGUUCUGUGGAGACUUCUUCAAUGCGUACUUUUGUGUGAUCGUCGGUAUCCGGAUGUACUUGGGCAAUAAGCACCGACAGGCGUUGCACCGGUUGUCUUGGAGUAUCCAUUUCCUCCUCUUGACUACCGGGUUCAAGUACCUGGUGGUGAUGAAGUUGUCCGGGUUCAGUGGACUGGAGUACAGUGAGGUAUUUUCGCCGAUUUUCGUGCUGCUGCAGCUGAUUGCAGUGAAGGCGUGCCAAUUCAAACAGCAGUCUUGACGUGAGGACUGUGAUCCGGCCGUUAUGCAAUUGUUUGCCUAAGAGUGGUGGUGAUAAUUGAUCACCUCGCUGUUGCUGUGUACGACAAGCCUGGCUUGUUUAGUUAAGACUAUGAUCGAUCGGGGUAUGGAAGUGUAAGUUCUGAAGUGGGUUCAAUAAAGUGAUAUAAAAAUAAGUUAAA
Aedes aegypti (yellow fever mosquito) is the source of this 1414-nucleotide messenger RNA. RefSeq names its product transmembrane protein 203. Gene Ontology annotation, cellular component: nucleolar ribonuclease P complex; endoplasmic reticulum; nucleus. The transcript is spliced from 3 exons. The coding region runs from base 143 to 679 and encodes 178 amino acids. Lineage: Eukaryota; Metazoa; Arthropoda; Insecta; Diptera; Culicidae. Gene Ontology annotation, molecular function: nucleic acid binding. Gene Ontology annotation, biological process: intracellular calcium ion homeostasis; tRNA 5'-leader removal. The record is from RefSeq and is a predicted model, not a curated record.